Peniophora sp. CBMAI 1063 is the source of this 1761-nucleotide messenger RNA. NCBI's taxonomy places the organism in Eukaryota, Fungi, Basidiomycota, Agaricomycetes, Russulales, Peniophoraceae. The record is from the annotation of a GenBank genome assembly.
AUGCUCUCCAUCUUUGAUACCGGUCUCGGUAUGACUACGGCCGACAUGGUUAACAACCUCGGCACGAACGCAAAGUCGUUCACAAAGGGCUUCAUGGAGGCACUCAGCUCUAGCGCCGACAUCUCUACGAUCGGCCAGUUCUGUGUCGGUCUCCAUUCUGCGUACCUCGUCGCCGAGCACGUCCAGUUUAUCUCGAACCACAACGGCCACGAGCGGCACAUCUGGGAGGCUGCUGCCGGCGGUACCUUUACCAUCACCCCCGAUACCGCCAACCCGCCCAUCGGCCGCGGUACCGAGGUCCGCCUCUACCUUAAGGAGGACCAGCUCGAGUACCUCGAGGACAAACGCAUCAAGGAUAUCGUCAAGAAGCACUCCGAGUUCAUCUCCUACCCCAUCCAGCUUGUCGUGACCCAGGAGGUCGAGAAGGAGGUUGAGGACGAGGACGAGGACGAGGAGGAGGAGGCUAAGAUCGAGGAAGCCGACAAGGACGAGGUUGAACACGAAGAAGGAGAAGACGCGCAACCCCUCCAACAUCAGCCAAGAAGAGUACGGCGCCUUCUACAAGUCGCUCAUCAACGACUGGGAGACCACCUCGCCGUCAAGCACAUCUCCGUCGAGGGUCAGCUUGAGUUCAGGGCUAUCCUCUACGUCCCGAAGCGCGCACCCUUCGACCUCUUUGAGCAGAAGAGGCGUGACAACAUCAAGCUCUACGUUCGCCGCUUCAUGAUGGACGACUGCGAGAAGAUCAUCCCCGAGUACCUCAACUUCGUCAAGGGCAUCGUCGACUCUGAGGACUUGCCGCUGAACAUCUCUCGCGAGACGCUCCAGCAAAACAAGAUCCCCAAGGUCAUCCGCAAGCACGUCGUCAAGAAGUGCAUGGACCUCUUCUCCGAGAUUGCCGAGGACAAGGACAACUUCCAGAAGUUCUGGGAGGCGUUCGGCAACAACAUCAAGCUCGGUAUCCACGAGGACGCCCAGAACCGCUCCAAGCUCGCCGAGUUCCUCCGCUUCCACUCGACCAAGUCCGGCGAUGAGCUCACCUCGCUCAAGGACUACAUCACGCGCAUGCCCGAGGUCCAGAAGAACAUCAACUACCUCACUGGCGAGUCCCUCGCCGCCGUCAUCCUCCUCGUCGACUCCAUCGACGAGUACGCCGUCACUCAGCUCAAGGAGUUCGAGGGCAAGACGCUCGCGUCUGUGUCCAAGGAGGGUCUUGAGCUCGAGGAGACCGAGGAGGAGAAGAAGGCGCGCGAGGAGGAGGCCAAGUUGUUCGAGGACCUCUGCAAGAUCAUCAAGGAGGCGCUCGGCGAGAAGGUCGAGAAGGCCGUCGUCUCGAACCGUAUCGCCGACUCUCCCUGCGUGCUCGUCACCGGUCGGUUCGGCUGGUCAUCGAAUAUGGAGCGUAUCAUGAAGGCGCAGGCGCUCCGCGACUCUUCGAUGUCGUCGUACAUGGCGUCGAAGAAGACGCUCGAGCUCAACCCGAUGCACCCGAUCAUCGAGGAGCUUCGCAAGAAGGUCGGCGAGGACAAGGCGGACAAGCCCGUUCGCGACCUCACGUACUUGCUGUACGAGACCGCUCUGCUCACCUCCGGCUUUACGCUCGAGGAGUCCACGUCGUUCGCCAAGCGCAUCUACCGCAUGGUCUCGCUCGGUCUUGACGUCGAUGAGGACGAGGAGCCCGCAGCGGCCGCUGAGGAGGACGCCGACUUGCCGCCGCUACUCGAGGGUGUCGGCGCGUCUGCGAUGGAGGAGAUCGACUAA